GGAAACCAACCUUUUCCCAACAGCUGAAGGAAAACCAGAUGCACCUCCAUCUCCAACUCCUACAGGUGGUUAUGAUGUUAGCCCAGAACAACUUGCUUCAAUGACAAGAGUGCGUGACUUGAUUGCUUUCCAAAAAUCUGGAGGAGUUAAAAGGUUGGCAGAAAAGUUGAAGACGAACCCUGAUAAUGGAAUCCAUGAAGAUGAGUCAAACAUAUUAGACAGAAAGAAUGUGGUUUGGGUCAAACACAUACCCAAGAAGAAAGGGAAACAGCUUUUGGAGGUUUCUGUAUGAUGGUUGUGAAGACACCACAUUGAUCAUCUUGAUGGUAGCUGCUGCUGCUCUUUUGGCACUGGGUAUAAUAACAGAGGGGAUCAAAGGCUGGUAUGAUGGGGGAAGCAUAGCUUUGGGUGUUAUAUUUGUCAUGGUUGUUAAAGCCAUGCAUGAGUAUAAAAGUUCACUUAAAUUUCAAAACUUGAAUGAGGAGAAGCAGAACAUACAGUGUCAGGUUGUAAGAGGUGGAAGGAGGAUGAUGAUUUCAAUAUUUGAUAUUGUUGUGGGUGAUGUCAUACAUCUUAUGAUAGGAGACCAGGUUCCAGCUGAUGGGGUUUUCAUUUCUGGUUACUCUCUUUCUAUAAAUGAAUCAAGUAUGACUGGUGGGAGUCAAAUUGUUGUUAAAGAUCAUAAAUCACCAUUUUUAAUGGCUGGGUGUAAGGUGGCUGAUGGCUCUGGUAAAAUGAUGGUCACUAGUGUUGGAAUGAAUACAGAAUGGGGAUUGCUUAUGGCUAGCAUCUCAAAUAAUGAUAAUGAUGAGGAAACACCAUUACAGGUGCGUUUGAGUGGAGUGGCAAUGUUUAUUGGUAAGAUUGGGCUUUUGGUAGCUGCAUCCGUUCUUGUCAUCCUUCUCAUCAGGUUUUUCACUGGAUACACGGAGGACAAUGAGGGAAAAGUAGAGUUUAUUGCUGGUAAAACUAGUGUCAAGGAUGCUUUGGAUGGAGUAAUCAAAAUUUUCACUGUUGCAGUAGCUAUUGUUUAUGUUGCAGUGCCAGAAGGGCUUCCAUUAGUUGUCACUUCAACGCUUGCAUACUCAAUGCGAAAAAUGAUGUCUGACAAAGCAUUGAUUAGGAGGCUAUCUGCCUGUGAAAUGAUGGGUUCUGUAACUACAAUUUGCAGUGAUAAAACUGGAACCUUGACUUUGAAUUUGAUGACUGUGGUUGAGGCUUAUAUUUGUGGGAAGAAAAUCGAUCCACCAAAUGACACAUCAGCAUUACCUCCAAAGAUUGUAUCUCUUCUUGUUGAAAGUGUAGCUCACAAUACAACUGGCAGUGUAUUUUUCCCUGAGGGAGGUCAAGAAGUUGAGGUUUCUGGAUCACCAACAGAGAAGGCCAUACUUCAAUGGGGGAUUAAGCUUGGAAUGAAUUUUGAUGUGGUGAGGUCAGAGUGUUCAGUUAUUCAUGCAUCCCCAUUCAACUCAGAGAAAAAACAAGGUGGUGUUGCAGUCAAACGGCCUGAUUCUGAGGUUCAUGUACACUGGAAAGGGGCUGCUGAAAUUGUCUUGGCUGCAUGCUCAAGAUACAUGGGCAGUGAUGAAAGUCCGGUUCCCCUGGAUUAUGGAAAGUUGGAAUAUUUUAAAAAGGCGAUUGAAGAUAUGUCUGCUAAAGGUUUGCGGUGUGUUGCUAUUGCCUACAAACCAUGUGCACAAGAAACCGUGCCAACAGAUGAAGAUGACCUGGCAAAUUGGGGACUACCUGAUGAUGAUCUUGUUUUGCUAGCAAUAGUUGGUUUAAAGGAUCCAUGUCGGCCAGGUGUCAGAGAUGCUGUCCAACUGUGCAUACAGGCUGGUGUGAAGGUACGAAUGGUGACAGGUGAUAAUCUUCUAACAGCAAGAGCGAUUGCAUUAGAAUGUGGAAUUUUGGGGUCAAAUGCUGAAGCCCAAGAGCCAAAUCUAAUUGAAGGGAAAUCUUUUCGUGCCAUGUCAGAAGACCAAAGACUAGAAGUUGCUGAGAGGAUAUCGGUGAUGGGGAGGUCUUCACCUAAUGAUAAGCUGUUACUUGUCCAAGCAUUGAGGAAAAGAGGACAUGUUGUUGCUGUUACUGGAGAUGGAACAAACGAUGCCCCUGCUCUACAUGAGGCUGAUAUUGGUCUUGCUAUGGGCAUCCAAGGAACUGAAGUUGCUAUAGAAAGUAGUGAUAUCGUAAUCUUGGAUGAUGAUUUCGCUUCCAUUGUAAAGGUUGUUAGGUGGGGAAGAUCUGUUUAUGCAAACAUACAGAAAUUUAUUCAGUUCCAGCUCACUGUAAAUGUGGUUGCCCUUGUCAUUAAUGCUGUGGCAGCUGUUUCUUCAGGGGAUGUCCCCCUUAAUGCAGUCCAGCUCCUUUGGGUGAAUCUUAUCAUGGACACUUUGGGUGCACUUGCCCUAGCCACCGAACCACCAACAGACCACCUCAUGCACCGACACCCCGUGGGCCGCAGGGAGCCUCUUAUAACAAGUAUCAUGUGGAGGAAUUUGUUAAUUCAGGUUGCUUAUCAAGUGUUGGUGCUCCUUGUACUCAAUUUCCGUGGUAUACAAAUCCUACAUUUGCAUCACAGUUCUCAACAGCAUGCUAAGAAAGUGAAAAACACUCUCGUUUUCAAUGCUUUCAUUUUUGCUCAGAUUUUUAAUGAAUUUAAUGCUCGGAAACCCGAUGAAAUUAAUAUUUUCAAAGGCGUUACCAAAAACCACUUGUUUAUGGGCAUCGUGAGCCUUACUGUUGUUCUUCAAGUCAUUAUCAUCAUGUUCCUUGGGAAAUUUACCGCAACAGUAAGGCUGAGUUGGCAAUUGUGGUUGGUCUCAAUUGCAAUCGGCUUUAUCAGUUGGCCCCUUGCUGUUAUUGGGAAAUUCCUAACCCCUUCAGUGAAUAUUUUAUCAAUAUAUUCCCAUCAUGUACAUCGCAACGUAGAAAGAAAGGUGGAAAUGAGGAUGAUGAGUGAAUGCUAGCGGCUCUUAGAAAAGGAUGCUAAUUUUUUUUUUUUUUUUAUUUAUUUAUUGUUUUUCCUUUUUGCAACGUCAUCAAAGGCUUAACAACUUAUAUACUCGGACAUACUGAGGGAGGGGGAGGCUACAACUGUAUUCAAUGACCCCGUCGUCUGUAUUUAGAAUUUGAAGCUUUGUAGAGUUUUUUUUUCUUUUUUCUUUUUUCUUUUCUUUUUUUUCCCGGUUCAUGUUCGGUGUUUGAUGUUAUUGCCAUUUUGUAAUUGGAUGCACUU
Messenger RNA from Lactuca virosa, 3241 nucleotides. The record is from the annotation of a GenBank genome assembly. Lineage: Eukaryota; Viridiplantae; Streptophyta; Magnoliopsida; Asterales; Asteraceae.